Linepithema humile (Argentine ant) is the source of this 1071-nucleotide messenger RNA. Its product is annotated as odorant receptor 13a-like. Lineage: Eukaryota; Metazoa; Arthropoda; Insecta; Hymenoptera; Formicidae. Gene Ontology annotation, cellular component: plasma membrane. Gene Ontology annotation, molecular function: odorant binding; olfactory receptor activity. Gene Ontology annotation, biological process: detection of chemical stimulus involved in sensory perception of smell; sensory perception of smell. The record is from RefSeq and is a predicted model, not a curated record.
UGCGACAUUACAGUAUUAUCAAUAUUCCUAUGUUGUUGCACAUUUUGACCUUAGUAAUCUCUCACUUCUAAUGGACAGUUUGGGUCUUGCCCUGGCGAACACGCUUGCUUUUCUUAAGCUGCUUACUCUGCGGUGGAAUCGUCGGAUAUUCCAUAAUAUCCUAACGGCGAUGGAGAGAGACUGGAGCAAUUGCGGUUCCUGCGAGUCCAUCAUGAUGACGGUUAAGAGUCUGUCGCGUCAUUACUCUAUCGUGCUUAUCGGCGUCCAUGCUUUAGCCGCUUUCUUCUUAUCAGUUGCUGCUUAUGUGUUUCGUGCACUGAGCGCGAGUGACGAUUUUCGAGAACUUCCAGUAAAAAUGGAAUUUUCUUUCGAGGUGACCAAAUCGCCGCUUUUCGAGUGUCUCCUGAUUGGACAGUUUCUUUAUGAAUUGUCGUUGGCUUCUGUGGCCGGUAUGAUUAAUGCGUUACUAGCCACCUUGGUGCUUCACGUGGGUGGCCAGAUCGACAUUAUGCGGCAAGCAAUAAUAGAAAUGUCCAGCAGCACCAGCCCUGACAUAUCUCUAACUGUAAUCAGAAAUCUCAUUCACAAACAUCGGAAAAUUAUCACUUUGUCGGAAGAUAUCGAAAACCUAUUCUCGUCCAUAUCACUGAUGCAACUCUUAUGGAAUACUUUAAUCAUUUGCUGCGCCGGUUUUAUGAUCAUAAUUACUCUUAGCCACAAAAGCACAGCGGGUUUAAUAAAAUCGGUGCUUCUUUACGUCGCAAAGACGUUAGAAGUUUUCGUAUUUUGCUACGCAGGAGAGUACUUAAGUGCCAAGAGUAGAUCGAUUAGCGAUGCAAUAUAUGAGUCACUUUGGUUCAACAUGGAACCAUCUAACAGUCGCGUUUUAUUAUUCAUAAUGGUGAGAUCACAAAAGCGAUUAACUAUUACUGCAGGGAAAAUCUUUGAUCUCACUCUGGAAGGAUUUAUGAGCGUCAUGAAAACUUCAGCUUCUUAUAUGUCUGUGCUACAUGCGAUGUAUUAAAUCGAGAAAUCUCGUUUAUCAACAUCAAUCUUAAGAAAUAUUCCGUG